AGUGUCAGACGCCGACGACCCAACCAAACCGAACUCAAUUGUUUGGUCGACUUUUCUCUGGUCGCAGACACACCAGUCUCCACCUCUCUUUAUAUUUCUCUUUCUCUACUCUCUCUCUCUCUCUAUCUCUCUCUUCCUCUCUCUCUCUCAUUGAUUGAGUUACAGAAUUUCAGGGUUGAGAAGUAGAGAAUGUCAGGUGGGGGUACUCAAAAUAGCUUGAGAAAAGCACUUGGAGCCAUCAAGGACACCACCACAGUGUCAUUGGCUAAAGUCAACAGUGAUUACAAGGAAUUGGACAUUGCUAUUGUUAAAGCCACGAAUCAUGUUGAGAGCCCAGCAAAAGAAAGACACAUUAGAGCUAUUUUCUCUGCUAUUUCAGCUACAAGACCUAGGGCGGAUGUUGCUUACUGCAUCCAUGCUCUUGCUAGGCGGUUAGCAAAGACACAUAAUUGGGCGGUUGCAUUGAAAACUUUGAUUGUAAUUCAUCGUGCUUUGAGGGAAGUUGACCCCACAUUUCAUGAAGAACUCAUUAAUUAUGGAAGAAGCAGAAGCCAUAUGCUUAACAUGGCUCAUUUCAAAGAUGAUUCCAGUCCAAAUGCAUGGGAUUAUUCUGCUUGGGUCCGUACUUAUGCCUUAUAUUUGGAGGAGAGACUGGAGUGCUUUCGUGUAUUGAAGUAUGACGUUGAGACAGAUCGCCCUAGAACGAAAGAUCUGGACGCUGCUGAACUGCUUGAACAUUUGCCAUCUUUGCAACAGCUACUUUACCGUGUGCUUGGUUGCCAGCCACAAGGGGCAGCAAUUCACAACUUUGUGAUUCAGUUAGCACUGUCAUUGGUUGCUAUAGAAAGCAUUAAAAUUUACCAAGCUAUAAGUGAUGGUACUGUCAAUUUGGUUGAUAAGUUCUUUGAGAUGCAACGCCCUGAUGCUUUGAGGGCUUUGGAUAUAUACAGAAGGGCUGGGCAGCAGGCUGAGCGACUAUCAGAAUUCUAUGAAAUAUGUAAAAAUCUUGAUAUUGGACGUGGAGAGAGGUUUAUUAAGAUUGAGCAGCCCCCUGCAUCUUUUCUACAAGCCAUGGAAGAGUAUGUGAGAGAAGCUCCACGGGGUUCAUCAUUUGUCAAGGAUCAAGUGGUUAACAAUAAAAUAGCUUCCCCCAAUGUAGUCUUGGCCAUAGAAGAUAAGAAGUCCCCAGAGGUGCAGGAGGCACGUCCUGAAUCGCCUCCUCCACCUCCAGCUGAACCAGUCAAAAAAGAAGAUGCUGUAACCGAACCACCUGAUUUGUUGGGUAUGAAUGAUCCGACUCCUGAAGCUGCAGAACUAGAUGAGAAGAACGCUAUGGCUUUGGCUAUUGUUCCAGUUGAUAUUCAUCCAACAUCUACUGCUCCAAUUCAAGCUAAUGGAACUACAGGCUGGGAGUUGGCGCUUGUUACAGCUCCAAGCUCAAAUGAGACUGCUGCGGCUGCCAGUAAACUGGCGGGAGGAUUAGACAAGCUUACACUAGACAGCCUUUACGACGAUGCAAUCAGAAGAAGCAACCAGAAUGUAAGCUACAACCCUUGGGAGCCAGUCCCAAUGGCUGGUGUCAUGAUGCAUCCAACAGCACAAGAUCCGUUUUAUUCCUCAAACACAGUGGCUGCACCACAUAAUGUACAAAUGGCAGCAAUGGCCAACCAGCAACAGGCUUUCAUGUUGCAGCAGCAGCAGCAGAUGAUGAUGAUGGGUCCACAACAACCACCGGCUUCAAAUCCUUUCGGAGCUCCUUAUGGAGCCACUGUCCACCCGUAUGGCUCAGGUAUGCCUGUUCAAGCGUACAAUCCAUAUACAGGCCUUAUCUAGAUCAUUUGUCCAGAGAAACACAUUCUUUAUCAGGAAACAUGUGGAGAUUAGUCGGUUCUAUAAAUAUUGAGAGUGCAAAAUAUGAAGAUUAGAUAGAUGUGUACCAUAUGUUGUGUAUGUGCAGUAGUUAGCUAGGGUGAGAUUCUUUGUUUAAUAAUUAGAGGGGAGAGGGCUUUGGAUCAUUUGAUUAUUCUAUGGACAAGAAGGUUGGUAAUAAUGUUUUCCUGACUACUUUGGAUUUUGGAAUUUUUUGAACCUGCUCUAUUGUUCAUGCCUAAGCAGGAAAUUUAUUCUUGUUAAUUUCUGAUAUUCCUCUCUUCCGCCCUCUUUUUUUGGUCUUUUAUUAUUUAUUUUUAUAGAUUAUAGGAAUGAUUUGUAAACUAUGGCUGUUGAUACUACAUUCAUGUAAUGAAUAGGCAUUUCAAUUUGUGGCU
Molecule: messenger RNA, 2267 nt
Organism: Quercus robur (English oak)
Lineage: Eukaryota; Viridiplantae; Streptophyta; Magnoliopsida; Fagales; Fagaceae
Product: putative clathrin assembly protein At5g35200
Exons: 16
Coding region: 190-1833 (547 amino acids)
Biological process (GO): clathrin coat assembly; clathrin-dependent endocytosis; vesicle budding from membrane
Cellular component (GO): clathrin-coated pit; clathrin-coated vesicle
Molecular function (GO): SNARE binding; clathrin heavy chain binding; 1-phosphatidylinositol binding
Source: RefSeq, a predicted model, not a curated record